AUGACCGCCUUUCCACCACCCUCGAAGUCGACCCAAAAUGCAUCCAAGAAUCUCGUCGAUGGGACCACAAUUGCGAACAGUAUAUUAGCCGCUCUUGCGCCGGAAAAUAGACAUGCUUUCAUAGCACCGCCGUCCUCGUUACCCCAGGUCAGCUUGGCAUUUGCUAAAGAGACACUGGAUGCAUUUGCUGGCAAGCUGGGAGAUGAGCAAGCGGAGAGAUUGAAGGAGUCGAGGCGCAAGCGAAAACGCGGGGAGGUUGUGCAAGAUGAGGGCGAGGUCUUGAAGAUACGAAAAUUACACAUUGAUGGAUUUGAGGUCGAUCAGGUCUGGGAACAAGCUAGGAGAGUUAUCGACGCAUUAAGGGUGGAUGCUGAGAGAGCUCUAGAAGAGUUUGGUGGAGAGGUUGCCCUUAGUGAUGAGAAGCAAGAGAAAGACGGCGGAGUGGAACUAUUGAAAUUCGAUGAAGAUGGCUUUGAGAUUGGCUCUGACGAUGAAAGUGCAGAGGAUGACGAGGGAGCUGCCGAAGAAUCUGAAAACGAGGAAGGGUCGGACGUGGACCCCGUAGGUCUUGGAGACGAUGGAGACGAAGAAGGGCUUGAUGAUAGUCUUGAGGGCCAAGACGAUUACGACGACGAUGAAGAUGAUGAAGAAGCAGCCGGUGUCUUUGUUGAAGAUCCGAACGGACUUAAUGACGGAUUCUUCUCCCUUGACGAUUUCAACAAGCAGACAGAGUUUCUGGAACGACAAGAUGCAGCUGCAGACCCAUAUACGGGCGAGGCGAGUGAUGAAGAAGAUAUCGAUUGGGAUGCCGAUCCGCUUACCAUGCCCGCGAAGCCUGUGUCAAGCUCACGACGUGCAAAGGCAAUGGAUGUCGACGAGGAAGGUGAAGAUGUCGACGAUGAGGACGAGGAGGAGGACGGUCCGACAUUUGGUAACGCAGAUCUCAAUGCUCCAGAAGGUGACAGUGAUGAUGGCGAGCAGGACGACGAAAUGGAAGCAGAUGUUGAUGCCGCUGGUGAUAAUACCAACGAUAUUCUUUACAGAGACUUCUUCGAACCGCCACCCAGAAAGAUUGGCAAAGGAGAGAUGCAAUCAAACUACCUGGAAAGACAAGCUCGUAAAUCUGAGGCUGCCGAACCUGGAGACGAAGCAGCUGAGAUGGAAAGAGCUGUAGCUGAUGUUCGAAGAGAUCUUUUCGAUGAUCUCUCAGAUCAAGAUAAUUUGGAAGACGCCCUUUCAGAUGUUGAUGCAGCAGAUCCCAAAUCAAGAAAAUCUGCCCAUGAACGCCGACAAGCCAAAUUAGCAGAGGAAAUUCGACGCCUCGAAGCCGCCUCGGUGGCCAAGCGACAGUGGACACUUGCUGGCGAAGCACGGGCAGCAGAUCGACCCAUGAAUUCCUUGCUGGAAGAAGACUUGGACUUUGAACGCACUGGAAAGCCAGUACCAGAGAUUACAGCUGAGAUUAGUGAGAGUAUCGAAGAACUUAUCAAGAGACGGAUUUUGGCACAAGAAUUCGACGAGGUCAUUCGUCGACGUCCUGACUCUCUGAACACUCCUGCGAGCACUCGGAGAGGUCUGUUCGAACUUGAUGACAGCAAGCCACAACAGAGUCUCGCCGAGGUGUAUGAAGAGGAACACGUCAAAGCAACGAACCCAGACACUUAUAUCAGCAAGACCGAUGAGAAGAUGCGGAAGGAAGAAAAGGAAAUCGAAGCCAUGUGGAAAGACGUCAGCGCCAAGUUAGAUACACUUAGCAGCUGGCAUUAUAAGCCAAAACCUGCAGCCCCAAGCUUGACUGUUGUUUCGGAUGUGGCCACAAUUGCAAUGGAGGAUGCGCAACCUACAACCGCGAGUGGGAUCAAUGGUGGGGAGAGCAUGCUCGCUCCUCAAGAGAUCUACAAGGCUGGCAAGGAGAAAGAUAGUUUCGAAAAGGGGGAGGUUGUACCGAGGAGUGGUGCUCCUGUUGCGCGACAGGAGAUGACGAGAGAAGAGAAAUUGAGAAGACGAAGAAGAGAAAAGGAGAGGAUCAAGAAGCGUGGUGGUGAGGAAAUUAACCAGAGACCUGAGAGCAAAAAGACAAAGCAGAGGAAAGAUACUCUGGGAGAUCUCAAGAAGGGCGGUGUUAAGGUCAUUGGGAGAAAAGGAGACAUUCGGGACAUGUCAGGGAACAAAGUCAAAGCAUCAGCAGCUAUCAAUGGCGCAGGUGGGUUUAAACUGUGA
This is a messenger RNA of Mollisia scopiformis, 2220 nucleotides long. RefSeq names its product putative U3 small nucleolar ribonucleoprotein mpp10. Lineage: Eukaryota; Fungi; Ascomycota; Leotiomycetes; Helotiales; Mollisiaceae. Gene Ontology annotation, biological process: rRNA processing. Bases 1 to 2220 code for a protein of 739 amino acids. The record is from RefSeq and is a predicted model, not a curated record. The transcript has a single exon. Gene Ontology annotation, cellular component: nucleus; small-subunit processome; sno(s)RNA-containing ribonucleoprotein complex.